This is a messenger RNA of Xiphophorus maculatus (southern platyfish), 7256 nucleotides long. It is a transcript of the gene trpm6, whose product is annotated as transient receptor potential cation channel subfamily M member 6-like. The transcript has 41 exons. Gene Ontology annotation, molecular function: monoatomic cation channel activity; ATP binding; protein serine/threonine kinase activity. Lineage: Eukaryota; Metazoa; Chordata; Actinopteri; Cyprinodontiformes; Poeciliidae. Bases 166 to 6033 code for a protein of 1955 amino acids. The record is from RefSeq and is a predicted model, not a curated record. Gene Ontology annotation, biological process: protein phosphorylation; protein tetramerization; monoatomic cation transmembrane transport. Gene Ontology annotation, cellular component: apical plasma membrane.
GUCCUGGUUGUGUUGGAAGGAGGAGGAGGUCAUGAGUUCCUCAAGGCUUCUUGGAAAAGCUCAUUGCCCUUUGGACCAGCGGCUGAUAAAAGCCUAGACGACAGAGUAAUGAUGAAGAGGUGGGAUUUGAAAGAAGUUCUCCGUUAGACUUAAAACAUUUUAUGUAUGUUUUACCCGCAGAGCACAGCCAUGACGGGGAAGUCUUGGAUUGAGGAGAGCUUCUUCAGAAGGGAGUGUGUAAAGUUCAUCCCUUCCUCUUGGGACCAACACAGAUGCAUUCCAAUAUGCCAAGUGUGCCAAAGCCUGAUCAGAUGUUGCUGUGGCCGCUUGAUGGGGGAGCACUCUUGGCAGGAGUCUUUUCCUCCGAUUUCCCUCUAUCCCAGUCCAGAACAGGGCAUGGAGGAGUGGUCCAUGGAGGCUCACACAAAAGCCACUUCUACCAACGCCUAUGGGAUCAUAGAUUUUCAAGACACUGCCACGCGGGUCUGUCGCGCCAAGUAUGUUCGUGUGGCCGUGGACUCGAAGCCAGAGGCGCUGCUCCAGCUGAUGCUGAGGGAAUGGCAGAUGGAGAGACCGAAGCUACUGCUGACUGUCCACGGAGGGUCAGAAAAUUUUAUUUUGCCCCCAAAGGUGAAGCAGGCCUUCAGUAAGGGGCUCAUCACGGCUGCCAUAAGCACAGGAGCGUGGAUUUUCACUGAUGGGAUUAAUACAGGUGUGUCUAAAUAUGUGGGUGAGGCAGUGAAGUUAUUUGGAGGCCACGACUUGAGGAAGAGAAACACGAUUGGCAUCACACCGUGGGGAAUGAUCGACAACAAUUUGGACCUCAUUGGCAGAGAUGUAUUCAGACCCUACCAGCCACUGGGAAACCCUUUAAGCAAGAGGACCUGCCUUAAUGGUUUCCACUCCCACUUUCUGUUGGUGGAUGAUGGGACGCUGGGGAAACCUGGUUGUCAGCAAGGCCUCAGGAGAAAACUGGAGAAACAAAUCCAGCUACUGAAGAUUCAUCCUCGACUGAACCAGGGAGUGCCUGUGCUGUGUGUGGUGGUGGAAGGGAGCGCCGCCAUUGUAUCAACAGUUCUGGAUUAUGUUAGCAAUGCACCCCCUGUGCCGGUGUUUGUGUUUGAGGGGUCGGGCAAGGCUGCAGACCUCUUCGCCUUCUUACACAAGCAGACUGCUAAUGAUAGGCAGCUGGAUGCUGAUAUUGAGGAGGACUUCCUGGGUAGGAUUGGAGAUGUGUUCGGAGUUGAGAGGACCGAAGCUGCGCACCUUUACACUCUACUCCAGCAGUGUAUGGAUCACAGACAAUCAAUCACCAUCUUUGACUCUGAAGCUGACGAGCAGAUGGCAACUGAUGCAGCCAUUUUGACCGCUGUUCUUAAGGGAACCAAAGCCAGUCCAUCAGAGCAGCUGAGUAUGGCUCUGGCUUGGGACCGGGCUGAUAUCGCACAGAAAGACAUCCUGGUGUAUGGUCAGCACUGGCAGGUGGGUUCCUUGGAACAAGCAAUGCUGGAUUCUCUGGUGAUGGACCGUGUGAGUUUUGUGAAACUCCUGAUUGACAACGGCAUGACAAUGAGCCGCUUCCUCACCGUGGAUCGCCUCGAGGAGCUCUACAACUCACCACAGGGUCAGACUCAGCGCUUCUUGCAGCACCUGGUUGAAGAUGCAAAACAAACCUCUCUCCCUACAGGUUACCGUCUGUCUCUCAUUGACAUGGGGCUGGUGAUAGAAUACCUCAUUGGAGGCGCCUAUCGAAGCACCUACACUCGGAAAAACUUCAGAGCUGCUUACAGCCGCAUUCAGUGCAAGGACAGUAGACGUUACAGCUCUGAUUCCUUUAUUAACCAAAGGCGAGGAAUGAGCUUAAAGAAAAGCAGAAGUCUCCAAGAUCUUCACUUCUUCAGAACUGCCCAACCCUACAAAAGCAAAGAUCAAACUGAGUCGACGGGGAGCAGCCAUCAGGUGGUGUUGAGUCAUGGCCUUGGUCGCACCACCCUACUGCCAUGUACUUUCAACUCCAACGACCUGUUCGUGUGGGCUGUUCUCCAGCAGCGCCAGCAGAUGGCGCUGUUCUUGUGGCAGCACGGGGAGGAAGCAUUGGCGAGAGCCAUCGUGGGCUGUAAGCUUUAUCGCUCGAUGGCCUUUGAGGUACGGCAGAGCAACAUGGACGACAACGUUGCUGAGCGAUUCCAGUCAUAUUCACUCGAGUUUGGGCAGCUGGCUGUGGAUGUGUUAGAUUGUGCAUUUCAGCAGAACGAGCAAAUGGCCAUGAAACUGUUAACCUCAGAGAUGGAGGCAUGGAGUCACUUCACAUGUCUGCAGCUGGCUGUCUCCUCGUGUCAUAGACCAUUUGUGUCACACUCCUGCACCCAGACUCUGCUCACAGAUCUCUGGACCGGCCCACUCAACAUGAGAAAAAACUCCUUUAUGAAGAUCAUUUUGAGCCUUCUCCUGCCGCCUGCCAUCUUGUUUCUGGAGUUUAAAAGCAAGGCUGAAAUGUGCCACGUACCACAGAGCCAUGAGGCAAUGCUGUUUGGGCUCGAGUCUGUGAAAUCGCUGCCAGUCCCUGAGGGAUCCGUUCAGAUGGACAGACAGGAUGUAGAGCGAGGCCUCCCCUUCCACAAUAAAUCCACCCUGUCCACUGUGUUUACGCAGUUUCUGUCAUGGAUCACAAGACUCUAUGAUUUUUACACUGCUCCUGUUGUUAAGUUCUGGUUUCACACAAUGUCCUACUUGGGUUUUCUGAUGCUCUUCUCCUACGUCAUCCUGGUCAAGAUGGAGGACCAACCAAGUGUCCAGGAGUGGUUGGUUAUUCUGUACAUCGUCUCCACUGCUGUUGAGAAAACCAGAGAGGUUUUGAUGUCUGAGCCUAGAAAGCUGAGGCAGAAGCUGAAGGUUUGGUUCUCGGAGUACUGGAACAAAUCCGACUUUGUUGCCAUCCUCCUGUUCCUGGUUGGGCUUUCGAUGCGUUGCCAUGCCGACCCCUACCGGACUGGAGGACACGUUGCUUACUCUCUGGACAUCAUCUUCUGGUUUAUCAGAGUUUUGGAUCUUCUGGCUGUCAAUCAGCAUGCUGGUCCUUACCUCACCAUGAUCACUAAGAUGACCAGUAACAUGUUCUUCAUUGUGGUGAUGAUGGCCAUUGUGCUGCUGAGCUUCGGCGUAUCCAGACAGGCCAUUUUGUCGCCAGAUCACGAUCCAUCAUGGAGUCUAGCUCGAGAUAUUGUCUUCCAGCCAUACUGGAUGAUCUUUGGGGAAGUUUAUGCUGGAGAACAUGAACCGUGUAGUGAUGAAUCCUGUCCUCCUGAAUCUUUUCUGGCACCGCUCCUCCAGGCUGUCUACAUGUUCUUCCAGUACAUCAUCAUGGUCAACAUCCUCAUUGCAUUCUUCAACAACAUCUAUUUUGAUAUGGCUUCAAUAUCCAACAAACUGUGGAAGUACAACCGCUAUCGCUACAUAAGGACCUAUCAGGAGAGGCCGUGGCUGCCCCCGCCGCUCAUCCUGCUCAGUCACGUGGCUCUUGCUGUCAGGAGCAUCUACAGGAGAUUUAGUGGAGAUGCUGAGCAAGAAGAGAGGCGCUCUGGGCUCAAACUCUAUCUGGGCCUUGAGGAUAGAAAGAGGCUGUAUGAGUUUGAGGAGAAAUGUGUUGAACUCUACCUUCAUGAGAAGAACGAAGAUCUCCACAGCACUCCCAUAAACAGAAUCAGAGCCACAGCUGAGAGAGCUGAUGAGAUGUGUGGGAUGGUGGGGGAGGUCUCAGAGAAGGUCGACGUCAUUCAGGACAGCCUGUCGGAGCUGGACGGUCAGCUCGGUCAGCUUCAGGACCUCUCUGUGCUGGCUGUGGACACCCUCACUCUGCUCUCUGCCUCCGACAGCCGUCAACAGGAAGAGGCCCGCCUGGCUCAGUGUCGCCACGUUUUACCGGCAACCCGUCACAUCCUCCCUCACAGCUGGACCCUCCCUCACAGGGGAGCAGAGGAUUGUGAUGUUUCUAAUGUGCGUCGCCUGGAGAUUAAAACCUGCAAAAGCACGCCGCCCUCUUUGCUAAAAGGCUCUGCUGUUGAGGGAAGUCGACGAGCGUCGCAGGAGCGCCACGUCGGGGUGAGAGAAACCAGAGCAGGAAAAAAGGGACUGCCUGAGGCAGGAGAGGAAACGGCUAAAGAGGACUCCAAGUCUGUGCCUGUUGAAGAUCCCAGUGAGAACUGGUUCAGAGGCCCUGGACGUGGGUCACAUGUUUCCUCCUCUCAGUUUAACCUCGGCGGUGGAAGGACUAAGACGCCCUCCGAAACCCCUGAGUCGUCCCGUUGUGGGUCUCCAAUUUCACCCAAACCGUUCGGGACGGCACAUAGCAAAGCCUGGACGUAUGACCCACAUUUGUAUCCCAGUCAGGAGGAAGCUUCAGUUGAAGAAGGAGAAGAGGAUGCUGAAAGGGAAGAGAAAGAAGAAGAAGAUGUACCCAACCUGGAGGAUGAAAGUCAACCAAGUUUUCCGUCCAGGUAUUCCAGCCACUGGAGAAAACCCCCAUUGCCCACUAGGUGGGCAUGUGUGCCCAGAGAGCGUCCAGAUGGGUACUGCAGGUCUCUUUCAUCCAGCAUGGAGAAGAUUGCUUUUUCUGGUGGACCUCUCAGCCCAACGAAGGGAUCUUUCCCAUCUCUUGAAGAAACGACAGACAAGGAGUGCUUGUCUGACAGAAGAGGCCUGAGGAAUGAUGGAUCUUUAUGGUGCAGCAAGAGCCAAGAAUGGGGAAAAUCUUCAGAUUUCUCGCAAGACUUGGACAGCAGAGGGAAAAUCCACAACAGGAAGACAGUGAAGAUAAAGGAGAGCAUUCCAGAUCCAGAGACGCUGGAGUCCCACUUGUCCGAUGCCCUGUGGAGGAAACGGCGGAGGUUUGUUGGAGAACAGAAAUGUUGGUCAGCUUCAACCAGCCUCAGUCAGCUCAACUUUGAUCCCACUGAUUUGGUGCAGAAGCAGGUGAUUUCCCAUCAGGAGUUGUGGAGUCCGACUCAUUCAGCUCGAAACAGCUUGGCCAAAUCAAUGAGCCGCAGGUCUUCCUUGCAGAGCGGAUUUGCUCCAGAAGCCAGGAGUUCCUCCUUCCAGCCCAGUGACAAUCAGUACCCACACUUUUCAGCUAUGGAGAGGAACAAUCUGAUGAGAUUGGCCCACAGCAUCCCGUUUACUCCUGUUUCCAUUUUGGGAGGUGAAGAAGUGAGCGUCUACUUUCUAGAGGAAGUCUGCUCUAAAGCUGAACCUGAGUCCAGCUCUGUCUCUUCCUGGUCGUCGCGGGUCCAGUCUGCGAUGCUCAAGCCGCUCUCUAGCGAGGAGGGUUCCCUGGACGGCGGUCUCCGGCAGGGCAGCAGAAUGCUGUGCACCUGGGCAGAGCAGGAUGUGCUCCAGCCUGGUCAGAUAUACGUGGUCAAAGCCUUUAAGCCAGAGGUGAUCCGUGCUUGGCAGAGGUACUUCCAUGGGAGCACUGCGCUGCAGCUUUGUUUAAGGGAGAUCCAGCAGCAGAGAGCAGCCCAGAAGAUGAUGCAAGUGUUUAACCAGAUCAAACCCAAAGAUAUGCAUCACUCACCAAGAUUUCUAGAUGUUUGCCUGGUGCUUCGGCAUUCUAACGGCCAGUGGUUGACUAUCGAGAGAAACUUGAUCGGUAACUUCAGGAAGUACAAUAACAACACAGGGGAAGAGAUUGCCCCCUGCUGUUCAUUAGAGGACACGCUACUGGCAUUUUCCCACUGGACAUACGAGUAUUCACGCAGAGAAAUGCUGGUGCUUGACAUACAAGGAGUGGGAGAGGAGCUGACUGAUCCGACAGUCGUCAUGGCAGAUGACCAAAGCUGUAGUAGGGGUGAAGUGCUCUUUGGUCCCGAUAACCUUGGAGACGUUGCCAUCAAUGGCUUCCUGCAGAAACACUCCUGCAACCUCUGCUGCCACAGGCUGGGACUAAAAGAUUUAAGGAGGCGCCCAGGCAGCGGCGAGAACAGCAGCGAGGCAGAGUCGGAGUCGGGGAAGGAAGAGGGCGAUGAAAACGAGAUGUAACAUUUUGACUGAGAUAAAAUAACACUCAAAUGCACUUUUUCUACCAAAGAUGUUUUUUCUGAAACCAUAUUAGUCUUUUUUUUGAGAGAGGGAGAGCUACGUCUGCCAUCAGAUGUUUCUGAUUGGACUAUUUGAACUAAAACUUGCUCAUAUUGUGCAUUCAUAAUUCAUAUGAAUAUAAUGCAAAGAAACAGAAAACUACAUGACAUAUAAGACAUUUUUUGUAUUUUUUUUGUAAAGAAUAAAUAAUUGAAAAAUUGCAAGCUGUUUUUGCAAAAUUGCACUGUGAAUUUUUGCAGCUCAAACAUAAAGCUUAAAAAAAAAGAGGCAGAGAUGCACCCAUAAAAUUUCUUUUAUUUAUUUUUUUCUUCCCACAACAAAAUGUCUACAAAAGCAAUAAAAUAUAGAAUUUAACAAAAAUCACUUCAAACCUUCACAUUGUAUGUACAUCUCAAAGGAGGACUCACUGAGGCCUCCGCAAAGCUCUGAACCUCUCCCCAGUCUGGCCCUCCAGUUCUGGGUGCGUGGGACUCCCUUUAAUAACAUACGCAUGCAUGCAAAUGCAUUCUCCUCCUCAAGUGAAAAUGGAGGCUCCAACUGUGUGUUUUUUUUAUAUCGUGGAGCCAGAUGUUCAGAGUCCAGCAGAGUCCCCAACAAGUGGGAAAAAAAAGCAGAAAAUAUAAAAAUGCUUCAUCAGUACACAUUUUCCUCUGAGUUCCCUCCUAUUGUUUUUUUUUUAUUAUUAUUAUUGGUUUCUCAUGUAAACUCACACAGUAAAGCAUCUAUGCCCCAUACUGCCAAUCCUUUAACUCCUCACUAACUAUGGCACUUUGAAAACAAAAAAGACUUUUUAAAGUUGGCAUUAUUUUUUUUAUCUUAUUUUAAGUUCUGUGUAAAAAGAGGUUCUGCAGCCCGGAUACCUUUCAGCUUCCAGACACAGAUUGCUACAUUUUUUUCAUUUUGCUCUUGCUGGGACACAAAAAAAACAUUCUAAAAAAUAAAUUAACAAUUUUCAAAACUACUCCCAAUUGCACAGACAUUGUAAUGCAUCAAGAAAGUCUUACAAAGCAUUGGUAGAGCAGAACAUGGUCGCACUCUCUUCCGUUUCUCUAGCGCAGGCACACAAGCUCACAUACGUUUUCUUCAUAAAAGGGAGGAGGAGGUCUGGAGUGGGUUUUGACUGAGUGUAUGAAAUGUGGUUUUGAAAUCGGCUGUAAUAAAAU